AUGGACGCCCAAUUCUUGAGUGGUUUGGAACAAACACUCAGAAGCAUCUUGUCGCCAGACAACAAUGCGAUCAAGAACGCCACACAGGCCUUGAAGGCGCAGUACUACACCAACUCUCUGGCCUUCCCUUCUUUGAUCCACCUGCUUCAAAAUUCUGCUGACGACAGUGUCAAGCAGCUGGCUGCCGUGGAGGCCAAGAAGCUGGUUCCAAAACAAUGGGAGGCGCUCGAUGAAAACCUCAAGUCUCAAAUCAGGGAGUCUUUGCUGAAGUUUGCAUUUGGCUAUAAGUCCAAGAACAUCAGACACUCGUCGGCUAGAAUCGUGGCUGCCAUUGCCGAAAUAGAUAUCCCCGACAACAAGUGGCCGACCCUGCUGCAAUCGCUGGUUGGAGGGGCCCAGGAUGCCGACGUGCAGACCAGAGAGAUGGCUGUGUUCAUUAUCUUCUGUAUUUUGGAGACGUUCCCUGCCGACUGGUUUGAACACUCUCAGGACUUUCUGUCGCUGUUUGCCACCACUCUGCAGGACCAGGCCUCUCUCGACGUCCAGGUGACCUCUGUUUCUGCCUUGGAGGUGAUUUCUGCGUACAUCGAGGAGGACGACGCGCUGCUGACGAAGCUUGCUCCUUCGUUCAGGUCUCUGCUGCCAAGUAUGGUGCAUCUGCUCAAGAGCUCUCUCUCGUUUUCCGACACCGAGAGGACCAAGGAGCUGUUCACGGCGUUCAACAGCUUUGUUCUGCUGGACAUAAAGCUGCUGGGCGACAGCUUUGUGGACAUCAUCAACCUGAUGAUCGAGACGGCCAUGAACAAGGAGCUGGACGAGGAGAUCCGGUGUUUUGCGCUCAGAACGCUGACCCAGUGCAUUUCGUACAGAAAGUCCAAGAUCUCGCAGGCCAAGCUGGGCGGACAGAUGGCUACGUGUGCUCUGCGCGUUGCGAGCGAGGAGGACGACGAGGCCGAGGAGGAGCUCGAAAAGGAGGACGAGGAGAACGAGAACGAGGAGGCGUCGCCACACACGCUGGCUCUGAGACUUCUGAACGAGCUGGCGAUCAACCUGCCGUCGAGCCAGAUCAUCCAGCCGAUCCUGGAGCUGGCUCCGCAGCUGCUGAGCUCGAGCAACCAGUACGAGAGAAGAGCUGCUCUGCUCUCGAUCGGCGUCACUGUUGAGGGUGCGCCGGACUACAUCUCCACGCAGCUGCCCAAAAUCAUCCAGCUGGUGAUUGCCGGGUUGCACGACGGGUCGAUUCUCGUCAAGGCUGCUGCGCUGCGCACCCUGGCCCAGCUGAACGAGGAGCUCAAGGACACGGUUGCAGAGUACCACGAGCUGCUGCUCAGCCCCAUCAUCUCCAUCAUCGACUCCACCAGCAAGAUCAUGGUGUACAAGUACGCCACCUGUGCGCUGGACACGCUGAUCGAGUACAUGUCGAACGAGAGCAUCAAGCAGUACAUGGAACCGCUGAUGAACAAGCUGUUCCAGAUGCUAGACGGCGCGCAGUCGUCGUCGCUCAAGUCGAGCAUCGUGUCGGCGAUCGGGUCGGUGGCCUACGCGGCCGGCAAGGCGUUCACGCCGUACUUCGACCCGUCGAUCAAGUUCCUGGAGAAGUUCAUUGCCAACAUGGACCACAUCGACGGCAUGACCGAGGACGACAUCGAGCUGCGUGCGCAGACGUUCGAGAACAUCUCGUCGAUGGCGCGGGCCGUGGGCUCUGAGGCGUUUGCUCCGUACGCACAGCCGCUGAUCGACGCGUCGUACAGCGCGAUCCACUCUGCCAACGGCAGACUCAGAGAGUCCGGCUUCGCAUUUAUCUCCAACAUGGCCAAAGUGUACGGCGAGCAGUUCACGCCGUUCCUGGACAGAAUCGUGCCGGAGAUCUUCAACUGUCUGCAGCAGGACGAGUUCGACUUCAACUUUGGUCCCGACGACGAGAUCGCGGACGAAGCAGACCUCGCAGAAAAACUGAACGUCCACACAGGUAUCACCGUUGAAAAAGAGGUCGCGCUCGUGGCGCUGAGCUCGCUGGCCGUCGGCACCAAGGCCGGCUUCACGAGCUUCGUCGACCAGACCGUCAAGAUCCUCAGCGAGCAGAUCGACGAGUCGUACGCAGUCAGAGAAGCGUCGCUGUCGACGCUCUGGAAGGUGGCCUACUGCAUGUACGAGGCGCACGGCCAGAACGACAAGGUGCUGGAGCUCAUCAGAAACGUGCGCAGCAUCACCGUCAGCAUUCUGCCCGACGAGUUCGACGUGCACAUGGUGAUGACGUGCAUCGACUGUCUGUACGAGUACAUCAAGUCCAAGGCCCUGGGCAAGCUGGCCAUCAUGGAGGGCACCGACUCGUCGCAGCUGGAGUCGCUGUGCACGCAGCUGAUGCUGAUCCUCAAGAACGAGCACCUGUGCCUCACCCAGGACGACGAGGACGUCCCGAGCGACGAGGUCGACACCACAGAGACCGACGCCAUGAUCUACGACUCGGCGCUCGAGGUGCUGGUGAGCCUGGCCGACGCGUUCGGCGGCGACUUUGUGCGCAUCUUCAGCUCGUUCAAAGACGUCAUUCUCGCCCAGGUCAAGUGCAAGAACAAGAACAAGCGUGUCUCCACCGUCGGCUGCCUCGCCGAGAUCUGCAACGGCCUCAAGAGCGAAAACCCGUACACCACAGAGCUGCUCGAGGUGUUUGUCGACAGACUCGCCAACGACAAGUCGUCCGAGGUGCGCGGCUCCGCCGCGUACGGUGUCGGCGUCCUGAUCGAGCACGCCACCGUCGACGUGACCCCUGCCUACCCGGCCACCCUCAGCUCGCUGUCCAAGCUGCUCAACAAGGCCGGCAAGGAAGCUUCCAAGGCGGACGACGACGACGUCGAGACCAAGGACACGCUCAACAGAACGAUUGCCAACGCGUGCGGCUGUGUCAGCAGAAUGGCGCUCAAGAACCCGCAGGCCGUCCCGCUCAACGUGAUCGUGCCCUCGCUGCUUAGCCACCUGCCCCUGGAGACCGGCCUCGAGGAGAACAAGCCUAUUUUCGAGCUGAUUCUGAAACUUUACGAGGAGAAUAACGAGAUAAUCCUCAGUGCCACUGCCCAGGUGGUCGCCAUAUUCGAGCAGGUGUUCCUGAGAGAGCUGGAGAAGCAGAAACUGAUCAACGAGUCGACACUGGGAAGAGAAGAGAACAUAGAGAGACUGAACCAGUUCGACUCCGAGGAGACCCAGCACAAGGUUGUGGCAUUCCUCAAGUACCUCGAGAGCAAGUUUGCCGGCGUUGUCUCGUCCAAGGAGGUGCUGAAAAAUGUGAUUGCGUGA
Molecule: messenger RNA, 3288 nt
Organism: Ogataea angusta
Lineage: Eukaryota; Fungi; Ascomycota; Pichiomycetes; Pichiales; Pichiaceae
Exons: 1
Coding region: 1-3288 (1095 amino acids)
Biological process (GO): protein import into nucleus
Cellular component (GO): cytoplasm; nucleus
Molecular function (GO): nuclear import signal receptor activity; small GTPase binding
Source: RefSeq, a predicted model, not a curated record